Messenger RNA from Paramuricea clavata, 732 nucleotides. The record is from the annotation of a GenBank genome assembly. NCBI's taxonomy places the organism in Eukaryota, Metazoa, Cnidaria, Anthozoa, Malacalcyonacea, Plexauridae.
AUGGAUCCAGAAGACAGAGAAAAGACGGCAUUCAGCAUUGGCGGGGGUUUAUGGCAUUUUCAGGUAAUGCCAUUUUGUUUGUGCAAUGCUCCCCCCACUUUGGAGCGAUUGAUGGAUUAUGUACUUGCCGGAUUACCCUGGAACGUUUGUCUUGUAUAUCUUGAUGAUAUAAUCGUUCAUGGCAGAACCUUCUCUGAGCAGCUUCUCUAAGUACAUGUUUGAGGAAAGCUAAUCUGAAACUUUCUUCAGAGAAAUGUAAUCUGUUUCGCCUUGGGACAUAUCAUCAGUUGUAAGGGCGUGGCAACAGAUCCCGCAAAGAUCAACAGUGUUAAGGACUGUUAAGUGCUGAAAUGAGAAGUUUCUUGGGAUUGUGUUCCUAAUACUGAAAGUUUAUUCGAAAUUUCACUGAGAUUGCAAAUCUACUCACUCGCCUAACAGUAUGAUCUAAAGAUUGAACAUCGACCCAGAAAAUAUCUUCUCAAUGCCAACACAUUGUCGCAACGACCAUGUAUUGGGGAACAUUGCAAAAGUUGUGAUAGGGCUGAAACAAAAGAACGUACAACAAGCGAAGUUCAGUGUGAACACGAGAACCAUAGAUUGACUUUGAUAGCCAACCGAGUUAGAAGGCAAUCGCCUGCUGAGGAUACAGAUGUUGAUGAUUUGGAAGACGAGAGUUUUAUUGAAAAUGUGGGCCUGCAAGACAUAGUGAAAGCUCAAUGGAUUCAGACAUAG